AUGGCGCCUAAGUUCGACCCCACGGCCGUCCAGGAGGUUUUCCUCCGCGUGACCGGUGGCGAGGUCGGUGCCGCGUCGUCCCUCGCCCCGAAGAUCGGUCCGCUGGGUCUCUCGCCAAAGAAGAUUGGUGAGGACAUCGCCAAGACGACCAAGAAGGACUGGGCUGGCCAGCGUGUGACGGUGAAGCUGACCAUCCAGAACCGCCAGGCCAAGUGCUCGGUGGUGCCCACGGCCUCGGCCCUGGUGAUCAAGGCGCUCAAGGAGCCGGUCAGGGACCGCAAGAAGGACAAGAACAUCCAGCACAACGGCAACCUGAGCUUCGACGCUGUGGUGGACGCUGCGCGCGUGAUGAGGGAACGGUCGUGCGCGGCGGAGCUCAAGGGCACUAUCAAGGAGAUCCUCGGCACCUGCGUGUCGGUGGGCUGCACUGUGGACCGGGAGGACCCUCGCGCGAUCCAGAAGAAGAUCGACGAGGGCGAGAUCGAGUGCCCCGCCGCGUAA
Molecule: messenger RNA, 501 nt
Organism: Pedinophyceae sp. YPF-701
Lineage: Eukaryota; Viridiplantae; Chlorophyta; Pedinophyceae
Source: the annotation of a GenBank genome assembly